CGUCGCUGCCUGUUCGCACGCUUUUGCGGUCUCCGGCCGCUCUAUCCCUUGUUGUGUAUCGCGUCUCUAUGGCUGUUGGCGGCUGACGUCACCCCGGGCGCUGGGUUUGCAGUGUCACCGUAGCGAGCGUUCGGCGAUCACAGCGGGGGGGGACCGAGUCCUGCACCCCUCCCCCCUCCUCACAUACCGGAGCCCGGAUACAUGAUUUCACCGAUAAUUCCUGUUUUAGCUUUGGCUGACGCAGCUCAAUGAUGGCAUCGGAAGUCAAAGACGGGGAAGAGGAGAAUCUGCAGAGUGCAUUUAAAAAGCUGCGUGUUGACUCUGAAGGAUCUAUUGCAUCCUUGUGUGCUGCGGAUGGCUGUGGUACAAGAACAUCAGUGAGACCGUCUCAGGAUGACGUCAAACCUAAAGUUUUAAGUUCCUUAAAAGAAAGCUGGCAUGGGUCAUCAAGAAAAACUACCAGAGGAGUAGCAAGAACACCACGCAGGAGACGUUCCAAAUCCCCAGUCCUUCAUCCUCCAAAGUUUACACACUGCAGCGCCAAGACGCCCUGUAGCAAUCCACUAAAACACAAAAGCCUAUGCGAUUCCCAGGACGGAGCUGUCGCUGCUAUUGGUGGUAAUCCAUCUAGCACUACUCUUGAUGUCAGCGGGUACAGAAGAUUUUGUCUUGAGACUACAGGUGCAUCCGCUUUAGAUGCAACAUCAGAGACCAUAAGCGUAAAAUCUCCAGUCUCCUUGGUCGCUGGAGCAAGUGCCAAGGCUGGUCAACAAUCUGACUUUCAGUCUGUGUCCAAGCUCAACCCUGCCGAGAAAUGUUCUUGCAAAGGUAAAGAGUGUCAAUGCAAGCACUGGCAAAAUAUGGAGGUGUACUCGUUUUCCGGCUUGCGGGACAUGCUCACAGAAUGCGAGAGAAGCGUUAAAGAGGACUACUCUUUUCAAAAUCGAACUCAGACCUCCACAAACGGGACAUCCGGGUCCCCACGUUCCUGCUCAGAACAAGCCAGAGCUUCAGUUGAUGAUGUCACUAUAGAAGACCUUGCUGGAUAUAUGGAAUACUAUCUGUAUAUCCCAAAGAAGAUGUCUCACAUGGCAGAAAUGAUGUACACCUGACCACUCUGCCAGGAUUUUGUUCAGCAGUUAAGCUUUGAUUAAAGCUAAUCGCAUAUAGAUCGAUACUGAGGAAGGUUAUCAGUCUUCGUCUGUGUGUGCGUGUGAUAAUUAUGGACUCUUGCAUCCUUGCACUGGUUCUUCUCAAAUGCAAGGUUCACUUACUUCAUUUCCUAAUGCAGCAAAUUACACCUCAUAACAAUUUGCAGGGCUGAUCUGUGCUCUUAAAACAAAACCUAAAUGAAAAAAAACCUGGUAUCUAAUUGAAAUAUGAAUACUGAAUUUUGUUCUGCGUCACUGUUCUGUUAACGUGCUUUCACUGUAAAUCUCUCCCCGUGUCCUUCUUGGAUGUUCUUAAUCAGUCUGUUGCAUUGGGUCCGUUCUACCUGCGUGUCUCCCUCAUACUCCUAGCAGAGGUUGUAUGCAAGCGGCUGUUAAUUUUUUUCACGAUGAGGACGCUUGUAGUGGAUUAGCCAAGUGAAUGAUCCUGCCGUAGCUACAUUAAAGGAGUGUUUUAUUUAGGUUUUGGAAUCUGCCGUAGUAUCCAAAAGUUUCCCUAAAUAGAUAGCGGGGAACGAUGAAUAAUCAUUUUAAAUGCAGUAUUGUAAACCUAAUAUUUUCAGAUGGCUUAAUAAGAAAUUACUUAUGUGCUUUGCAGUGUUACAGCAUUGUUUGGUCUUGUUAGAUAAACUUUUUUGUGUCCUAAAAUUAGACGAAUUAGACUCGGGAAUGUUAUGCCUGAAUGCUUUAAAAAAAAAAAAAAUAAUAAUAAUAAUUAAAAAAUGCAAGAAGAGUUCAUUUCCUUCCCAGUUGCAUUGAUGUUCCUGAAUUGCAUUUUAAAGCCCACGUGUUUAAAUUGUUCUGGAUCUUUGAAAACAGUGGUUAAUGUUCGUCAAAUAAACAUUCAGUAAAAUAAGAGCUUAAAAAUUGCUGAUCUGUUUUUUGAUCAUUAUUUUUUUUUCUUCCUGAUUCUUCUCUUUUUUUCCCUUCUAUUAUGUCAAUGUCAGACAGUCGGUGUUGACCGGGGAUGGUCAGCAUCAGUUGUGAUGUAAUAUUUGGCUCAUCCAGAUACAGUGCACCCUGCUGGUAAAUCACUGACAUUGCACUGAAAAAAAAAAUGUGUAUUGGUCAUUCGUGUAAUACAGGAGAGGGUGUUAAACUGCUGAUUCCUAUGAAAAAGUGGGUCUGUCACCACAGAGGUGUUUGUCUUAUUAAAUUUAACUUUGUAAACUAUA
Molecule: messenger RNA, 2344 nt
Organism: Pelobates fuscus (common spadefoot toad)
Lineage: Eukaryota; Metazoa; Chordata; Amphibia; Anura; Pelobatidae
Gene: OSER1
Product: oxidative stress responsive serine rich 1
Exons: 4
Coding region: 249-1112 (287 amino acids)
Biological process (GO): cellular response to hydrogen peroxide
Source: RefSeq, a predicted model, not a curated record